GGUUGCUGAUCCGGUGGUGAAGCACGCGCAGUACGCGGAGGUGCCCGUCCAAACAAAACCUUCUCUCGCCUUCCUCGCAAACCGUCUCCGAGUAGGCACCCUACUCAAAAAUCCAUCCUCCUCCCUCACGCUUCCGAGCAACACCAUCGCUCGUCUCCGAGAACCCACCACCCACUAGACCGCCUCGCCGGCCGCUCCCCUGCUUCCGCCGCCGCCGCCAUGGUGCUCAAGGCGACGAUGAUCUGCGUGGACAACUCGGACUGGAUGCGGAACGGGGACUAUCGCCGGUCGCGGUUCGCGGAGCAGUCCGACGCCGUCGCCACCAUCUGCAACGCCAAGAUGCAGGCGAACCGGGAGAGCUCGGUGGGGGUGCUGGCCAUGGCAGGCAGGGGCGUCAGCGUGAUCGUCAAGCCCACCGACGAUAUCGGCAAAGUCCUCGCACGCAUGCACGGUUCAGGGCUGCAAAUUGGUGGUGAAGCAAACUUGACUGUUGCUAUCCAGGUUGCCCAACUUGCACUUAAGGAUCGGCAGAACAAACAGCAGCAGCAGAGAAUAAUUGUUUUCGUUGGCAGCCCAGUAAUAGAUGAUAAGGAUGUGCUAGAGGCAAUCGGGAAAAAGCUGAAGAAGAACAAUGUUGCUCUUGAUGUUGUUGACUUCGGUGAGUCUGACGGUGAAAAGCAUGAGAAACUAGAAGCUCUUGUUGCUGCAGUGAGUAGUGGUGGCAACAGUCAUAUAAUUCAUGUCCUUCCAGGAGAAGAUUUCCUUUCUAAUGUCAUCCUCAGUUCAUCAAUAUUAGCAGAAGACCAAGAAAGUGUUUUGGCUGCAGGUUUUGAAUUCGGUGUGGACCCAAAUGUAGACCCAGAGCUGGCACUAGCGUUUCAGGUCUCUAUAGAAGAAGAGAGAGCAAGGCAAGAAGAUGCUGCAGAAGAAUCCUCUGAAACUAAAAGCACAGGCCAAUCUUUGACCUCGAAUGAUGACAUUGUUAUGGCUGACGCAGAAUCUAAACCAAACCCAUAUACUGAAGACAAGAGAAAUCUGCAGACAGUAUGCUUAGUGUCAUUCAGCUAAUCCAAUCUAUACUUCCGUAAAACUAUACACUGUGAAACCACCUCAGCCAGAAGGGUGAGGUGGAUCAUUGCAACAAGCUUGUGCGAUGUUGAUAGAAGAUGGCAACCAUGGAACUUUACGACUGUUAGGUGUUGCAGAUGAGGUGGAAUUAGUUCUUCAGACGUCUGUUCAGGAAGAAGAAACUGGCAAUCAAUCUGACAUGAGUGAAGUGUUUGGGGAUCAACCAUUUGCGCAAUCUGUCACUUUUGCACUUCCUGGUAUCAACCUUGACAAUCUAUCUAACAAGGAUCUGCAGGAAUGGCAUGAAUUAUUGAUUGGCCCGAGUGAGGCAAAGAAGCAACGCAAGAAGCAUAAAAAGAAGCAACACAAGAAGCGUGAGGACUGAGGAGAAGAAAGAUGAACCUGAGGGUGACAAAAGUCAAUAGUUAGCUGCCCCUUGCAAGCUCCAUUGUGGGAUUUGACUGAAACUCUCCAUCGUGCCUGUGCAGCUCUGCUGUGCAACUACUGUAAGUGUGUGCCCGAUGAUUUCCGGGGGUUUUCUUCUCAGUAUAUAGUGGUCAGUGGAUCCAGCUUUGAGAUGGAAGUGGUGGUAGCUUUACCGUCAGCUUUCACUUAGCAUUCUCGAAAAUUGAUCAAAGGAAUGUUCUGUACUGGAUCUGACCGUUUCUUGAGGUUGACCAUGACCACUGAUGGAGAUGGGAGAGCAGAUAGUAGUCUGUUGGGAGAGAAGUUACAUUACAUUGGUGUAUCCUUUGGAUGUCUGACCUUUCUGAAUUCUCAUCAUAUCGCCGCUGCAGAACAAUGUUACCAUGAAUAUAAACUGUUAUGCGAGAGGCAACAUUAGGAC
Molecule: messenger RNA, 1915 nt
Organism: Panicum hallii
Lineage: Eukaryota; Viridiplantae; Streptophyta; Magnoliopsida; Poales; Poaceae
Product: 26S proteasome non-ATPase regulatory subunit 4 homolog
Exons: 10
Coding region: 220-1068 (282 amino acids)
Biological process (GO): proteasome-mediated ubiquitin-dependent protein catabolic process
Cellular component (GO): proteasome regulatory particle, base subcomplex; nucleus; cytosol
Molecular function (GO): polyubiquitin modification-dependent protein binding
Source: RefSeq, a predicted model, not a curated record